AUGGUGGUGGUUAAGCAACCAGACAUAGUAGUGGUGGACAAGCAGAGGAAGACGGCCGUAGUGACAGAUGUAGUGAUACAGAAUGACAGCAAUAUCAGGAAGAAGGAACACGAGAAGCUGGAGAAGUACCAAGGGCUCAGAGAAGAACUCAAGAAGAUGUGGAGGCUGAAGGUCACAGUGGUCCCAGUGGUAAUUGGAGCACUCAAUGCAGUGACCCCCAAACUAGGCGAGAAGCUCCAGCAGACCCCCGGAACAACAUCCGAGAUCUCUCACCCUGACAUAGACUUUCCCAGGGAGGCUGAGGAGUGUGAUCCUCCUAUAGUUGGAACACACCCUCCGGUCACCCUUCCUAAAGAUUGGAACCACCACCCUGGUUUGCCAAUCCAGAGCAUCCUCAAGCACCCCACUGCAGGGAACAAACCCUCUCGUCCAUGUGGAGAAACCCAAACGUACAGGCAACAAGCUGAGUGGAUACUGGGAUUUCCACUACAGCCCCUCACCUCUCAUCAGGGGGAACUCCAGACUGAGACAGAGUCCAGCCCCUCUCCAGGAGACUGGUUCCAGAGCCCAACCUGUGUGUUGAGUAUCACUAAAAAGGACGGAGACCUCAUUAGCACAAUCAUCUUCACCUGCCCCACCAGCCUCCCUGGCUCUGCCUGCACCACCCCUCCACUGCAGCAGAGCCACACCCCUGCCACACUCUCUUUUACAGGCAAACCAGCAUAUGAAAUGGAUGUAACAAAUCCAGACUGGGCACCAACACUGCACAUGGGCCACGACGACAUACCUGUAUCGGACUCAGAUCGGCACGCAAGGCGUAUGCAACGGAAGCGAAAAAGAGCACCCAUUGCAGGCUUGAUGAUCAAUGAAGUUCAGACAGAAGAAGAACAACAACAUAACCAUGUCAUGGAGGCAGUUGACAGCAAUUGUGUUGGACAAGUGGAGGUUGAUGUACCAGCUGCAAAUGUGGACAGUGGUGAUGGGAGUGACAGUGUCACGGAAGCUGAAGGGCAGGCGAAGGAUUGUGUGUGCAGUGAACAGGGCAGAGCUGAAAUAAACCGGCUGUUGGAGGAGAACAGACUGCUUCGAGCACAGUUGCAAAAGACAGAGCUGAAUGAAACUUUCUUAAAGGACGAUACAGAAAAAGUAAGAUAUUACACUGGUCUACAUUGUUAUGCUGUCUUUAUGUCCCUCUUCAGCACUGUCAAAGACUUCCUGCCAAUAUCGAAGAAACUGACAGGUUUCCAAAUGCUCUUACUCACACUAAUGCGUCUGAGACUUGAUCUUCCAGUCCAGCAUCUUUGUCAUCUAUUCGAUGUGUCCCACAAAACACUGUCUUCUGUCUUCGCCGAUACCAUUGAUGUUUUGUAUGCCCGCUUAGGAGCACUGGUACACUGGCCUGAGAGGCACUGUCUGCAGGCCACAAUGCCUCCACAGUUUACUGAAACCUUUGGAAAACGAGUGGCCAUCAUAGUUGACUGUUUUGAGAUUCGAACAGAAAGACCAUCAAAUUUAAAGGCACGUGCACAAACAUACUCUCAUUACAAGGGUACACACACCAUAAAAUACCUCAUAGGGAUUACACCUCAUGGAGCUAUUUCUUUCAUUUCCAGGGGAUGGGGAGGGGGGGGGGGUCGUGCAUCAGAUAAACACAUCACAGAGAGAUGUGGCAUUCUUCAAAAGCUUUUACCAGGGGACGUAGUAUUGGCUGACAGAGGCUUUGACAUCAGAGAUGCUGUAGGAAUGAUGUGUGCGGAGGUCAAGAUUCCAGCUUUCACAAAAGGCUACUGUCAACUUGAGGCAAGGGACGUUGAACAAACGAGAGCAAUUGCCCACCUGAGAAUUCACGUUGAGCGAGUAAUAGGUAGUUUGCGCAACAAGUACAAAAUGUUACACACUACAAUGCCAAUCCGAUUACUCUUAUCAUGUGAGGGUGAAGACACAACACUUCUUGAUAAGAUCGUUAAGGUUUGCUGUGUUUUUGUUAAUAUGUGCCCCAGUGUUGUUGUCAAACCAGGGCCAAAUGACACUUGCUCCUGUUGA
Messenger RNA from Pelmatolapia mariae (spotted tilapia), 2043 nucleotides. RefSeq lists its product as uncharacterized. The coding region runs from base 1 to 2043 and encodes 680 amino acids. The record is from RefSeq and is a predicted model, not a curated record. Lineage: Eukaryota; Metazoa; Chordata; Actinopteri; Cichliformes; Cichlidae. The transcript is spliced from 6 exons.